GCAAGAUCCACAUUGUAAUGCAAGCUUUUUGUACUUAUGUAAUGAAAUCUUUUUAUAACGUGCAAAACGCAAUCGCAAGACGCGUAUGUAAUGGCGUUCAGACUAUACGAAGGUGCAGACCACACAUCUGUGUAUGCAAAAUACAGGUCCGUAUGGACAACGGACAUCACAGAUAGGGUUUUAACAUAUCUCCAGGAGAAGUUUCCAGCACCAUACAUGUAUGACCAUGCCAUAGAUGUGGGUUGUGGCUCAGGUCAGUUUACACACCUUCUGGCUCCUCACUUUAAACAAGUGACGGGUAUAGACAUCAGCGCUAAUCAGAUAUCAGCAGCAAUCAAAGGGAACGACAAAAAGAAUAUCACAUACAAAGUGGGUUCAGGCGAAUGUUUUUCAAUCGCUGACCAGUCUGUGGAGCUAGUUACCUGUGUUCAAGCUGCCCACUGGAUUGAUAUGGACAAGUUCUAUGCUGAAGCUUACCGGGUGCUAAAACCGAACGGGUGCGUGGCACUGAUUUCAUUUACCUUUCCAGAAUUCGGCGCACAUCCACAAGCAAAAUUAUUGACAAAACCUCUUGGGAAUUAUUAUGACAAGCUUUGGGAAACAUCUUGCCCCGCUGAAAUGAUAAACAGGUUAAAGCAUGUCUACAACAGGUACCCGGAUGAAAUAUUUGCCUGUAGACCACCGUUGGAAGACCAUCUCAGGGAUGAGACAAUGACCAUAGUACAUGACAUGACGGUGGAGCAGGUCGUUGGAUUUGCAAGUUCCAGCAGCGGUUACGUCAAAUAUGUUAAGAAAUAUUCCAGCAGUGACAUAUUGGAGACCUUGCAGAAAAACAUACUGAAAACCUUGGGAGAGGAUGCCACCUUAGAUACUGUUGUGCGUGUCACAUUCCCAGUAUUCAUCUUAUUCGGCAGAAAGCCUGGUUAAGAUAAACCACCAAUCAAACUUGUAAGAUUCCACUCAUGUAACAUGUAACAUGAACUCAAAUGCAAUAACGUAGAUUUACCGAUUUCCUUUGGCGAGAUCACCGCCAUCACUUUUACCAAUGUCACCAUAUAACUAUCAGACGUCGCAAACUAUUUGUUGUAAAGUAAAUGAUUUUGUUGUAAAGUAAAUGAUUGCAGAAAAUGCGGUCCAACCCACGAAAAGAAGUCAACGAACUAACAUUAAUAUGAUAACAGAGAAAAUUGACGCUCUUCAAAUUUUCAUUGGUGAUGUCGUUCAUACAAACGCACAGUCCGCAGUCCACCUCUUACAGAACUCGAGUUAUGCCAGGAAUGAAAAGACCGUUUUACUCACGAGAGCACGCCCAUCUGCGUCUCCAAGAAAGUCCACUCCCAACGCCAUCGGUCCCAGACGCAUACCCCAACCCGACAUGCAUCUGCGGCGCCCAGGAUACAAAUCAACACCAGCUGGACGUCCGAAUUAUCCUCAACACUGAAGUCCGAUAAGUGAACGGCCAAUGUGUCAAACAUGUGGUGUGUACACGCAUCUUAGACCUAAUUGUUUUGCUCGUAAUCUUACAAUGUAUCUGUUAUUGUUGCGGUAAAAAGGACACAUAGCAAGUCUGUCAUGCUGCACGUGUAAACAAACGGCUAAGAAAAAGAAAAAUGUUUUUUUAACAAGAUUAAAAUAGAAAAGUGCCAAUUUCUAUUAUUUCCUCCAUUUCGAUAUGUCGAAUGAGAGUUCAAUUGCAUGUAAUGUCAAAUGAUUCGUUUCAUUCACUGAAUCAAUGCGAUUGUCAUCCCGUUAAGUUUGAACAUAUCCUUUUGUGUAACAUAUGCUUGUACCCAUAUGUUUAUAGUAUGUUUAUGGUAAAUUCAUAAUCACACCAAGGCUUAUCUCACUGCUUAGAUAGAAUAUUUUAUGAAUAAAUUUACUAGUACAUAUAUUCAUUAUAUAAAGAUUAUUUUUUCAUUCACAAACGGCUAGGCAACAUAAUUACCAAAUAGAGAAAUGGUAAUGCACCAAUUGUAUUGUAUUGUAUCGUCAUUAAUAUAUCAUAUUGUACCAGGUCAUGACAAUCUAUGUACCAGCACAGAAAUAAAUUGAAUUGAAAUUUAAUUGUCUUCAUGUAAUGGAUAAUGUACUGUCCUCGUACGUUGGCGCACAAAUGGAUAACUGUUCACAGUUUCUUGUACGUCCAUCGUUGUCCAAUGUGAAUGUCUCGUAUAAUUCCUGGUCGAUUAAACUCAAUCUUAAUACCGUAUAUAGUAUAAUCAUAUAAUCGUUGAACCCCUUGUGGAUUGAACCAAUCUUUACUACGUGUAUACCUUUUAUUGCCAAUUUAACCGUAUAAAAUCCAUACAAGAUCAUUUCAAGAAGUUCAUUGCCAGAAACUGAAAAUUUCAAUGUGGCAAUUUAUCGAGUAAAAGUAUAUUUAACUUCAUAUGCAAAUUCGUUCGCUUUUUCCGGCAUUGUAACACUCAACAUUUGAGUUUCCUUUUUUAUCCCCAAAUUACCAAUACCUGGCAAGUCGAAAACGUAAUUUGAUCGAGGGAACUUGUAUUAAUUAACUUCAAUCGUAUUCGUGCAGUAAAGUAAUCCGAGGUGCGUUUGACCUUUAAUUUAAUUCUUGUAUUUUCUAUUUUAUUGUUACGCUCCUUACUCUGUCUUUUCU
Lingula anatina is the source of this 2620-nucleotide messenger RNA. Its product is annotated as putative methyltransferase DDB_G0268948. The record is from RefSeq and is a predicted model, not a curated record. NCBI's taxonomy places the organism in Eukaryota, Metazoa, Brachiopoda, Lingulata, Lingulida, Lingulidae. Gene Ontology annotation, molecular function: S-adenosylmethionine-dependent methyltransferase activity.